Messenger RNA from Uncinocarpus reesii 1704, 2850 nucleotides. RefSeq lists its product as uncharacterized. The record is from RefSeq and is a predicted model, not a curated record. Gene Ontology annotation, cellular component: endoplasmic reticulum. The transcript is spliced from 8 exons. NCBI's taxonomy places the organism in Eukaryota, Fungi, Ascomycota, Eurotiomycetes, Onygenales, Onygenaceae. Bases 1 to 2850 code for a protein of 949 amino acids. Gene Ontology annotation, biological process: GPI anchor biosynthetic process; fungal-type cell wall organization.
AUGGCCCCAAAAUUCAGAGACGGGGAUACGGUGAUUUCCAUUAACGGAAAAUGGGUCUCCUGGGCGCAUACGAUUGUAGCCUACACGGCGUUCCUCGGCGCGUUGAUUGUCGGAAUGUCCCUUCACUUUAACAAAAUCGUGCAGAACGAGUACUUUGGGUAUCCUCAAGAGUGGUUUCCAUCGGUAUCUGCCACCAUCGGUGAUCGCUAUCCAGAGCGAUCAGUGUUCCAAGUCUUUAUCGCAAUUACAUCUGGCCCUCGCUUUGCGCUCGUCUUCCUGUGGUACAUUCUCACUGCACGACCCAGCUCCAGUCUCCCCAAAUUCGUUGCGGCCACGGGGCUCUUUAGAACGUUGACUUGCGGUGGCUGGACCUAUAUCACUUCGACUGACGACCAUGACUGGCACGAUAUCUUUAUGAUUUCGUAUCUUGUGGCUACCCUCCCGUGGACGUUGGGAUGUCUUGCGCUCAGCCCGAACAACCCAAAGGCCCUGAAAUAUCGAAAAAUAUUUGCCGGCCUCUUUUUCGGCACCCUCGUUCCCCUCGUCUAUUACUUCAUUCAGCACAAAGUCCAUAAGAUUCCUGGUGCUUAUACCAAAUAUGCUUUCUUCGAAUGGUCACUUAUCCUAUUCGAUGUUGGUUUUGAUGCAGUGACCGCUCUUGAUUUUGAAGGGUUUGAGCUCGUAAUAAAAGAUGUCAAGGGUGUUAGCAGAGGGUCAGCAAAGACAGCCAGAGAUGCCGUUAUUGAAAAAGAAAAGAGUGUUUCCGUUCGACACUCCCUUGGAGAAGGUUUCUUCUUUUCCGAAGCCGUCGACGCUGCCGCAGAUAUUUACAAUGGGUUUGUCUUCUGGUCCAUCCUUACGUCUCUCGGGGUGUUGGUGUGGUACUUCCCCUUAUGGAACAUGGGGAUAUCAGGCUACGAACUGCUUGUCAUGAGCACUAUUUCACCAUUCUUUCUAGCGAUCCCGGCGUUGCAAUCGUUUGCGAUCCAAAACGUUCGGUAUCUGCAUUUGUUAGCUCUCGCCGGACUCCUCGCAUACAACAUCCACCAUCCCGUCUUCCGCCUUUUCACCGUUGGAUUCGCCGUGUCCACGAGCUGCUUGGCGUGGACCGCCACUUGGUACUCGGAACGUACCCAACCGGCACGCCUAGAGGCUCGUGUUAUCGCCUGGACUAUCGGGUUGCUUGCUUCUAGCAUCGCGAAAUACGCAUUCCAUACUAACAAUCCAAUUUGGCCUAUUCUCCACCCAGGAAAUGGUGGAUGGAAUAAGACCGCUUUCGGUCUUGCGGUGUUCUCUGUGUUGCGAUCUACUCGGGCCAAAAACAAUAUGGUCGAUUAUUUCGCUUCAAACGGCAAAAAGGGCCCCUCUCUUCUCGCCGCCAUGGGCCUGGGCGGUCUUUUCUUUGCUCUGCACUCGCUUCUAUCAGACUCUAGUACCAUGAUAUCCUGGGUAUGGGAAGGCUUCCCAGUUAGGGGACCGAUUGCCGUGCCGCAUGGUUCAGUUACAAUCCUUGCUAUGGGAGCUGGCGCGGUUUUCGGCUUAAAUUAUCCUCGCUUUUCUGGAAGUUGGGUGGCUUUCGGCCUGGGAUCAGUCGGGGCGGCUACGCUGACAUGCUAUUCGCACUGGAGAGGCUUUUCAGGCGCCGUUACCUUGUCGAUCUACCUUAUGGCUGUUGCUCCAGUUCUGAUCCGCUCUGCGGUGCGACAUUCUCCUGCAAAAACCUUUGGCUUGGGAUUUCUGAUUUACAAUUUCAUGGUCCUUUUCCAUGUUUGGGUGGUCGCAUACGCCUUCGUCCCAGGAGGUCCACUCGUGAGAGAGCAUACUGACUGGGUUAUGGCCACCACCAUGCUCCUCAUUGGAGCCGGAGUUUUUUCUGCUUCUGUGUCGAAGGAAUCACCUUUCUUAUCCAAGAACAAGAAAGCGGCGCUCUUCAACAAAAAACAACGGUCUUAUUACUAUUAUUGCCUUGCUGUCCUGCAACUGAUUUCUUUUACUACUUCUUACCUUCGGUUCCCAACAAACGACUAUACACCAUACCAUAAGGAAGAAAAACUCGUCACAGCAGGAAUUUGGACUGUUCACUUCUCGCUAGACAAUGAUAUGUGGUCGUCAGAAAAGCGCAUGCGUGAUGCCAUUAAGGACUUGGAGCUUGAUGUGGUGGGCUUGCUGGAAUCCGACCUCCAGCGAAUCAUUAUGGGCAACAGAGACACAACUCAAUACCUCGCCGAAGACCUUGGAAUGUAUGUCGACUAUGGCCCGGGUCCAAACAAGCAUACGUGGGGAUGCGCCUUGCUUUCGAAAUUCCCAAUUCUUAACUCCACUCACCACCUGCUGCCUUCGCCGGUUGGCGAGCUUGCGCCUGCCAUUCACGCCACUUUAGAUAUGUACGGAGAGCAUGUGGAUGUUGUUGUUUUCCAUUCUGGCCAGGAGGAAGAUCCUGAGGAUCGCAGGCUUCAAACAGAGUAUCUCUCGAAAUUGAUGGGCGAGUCGCCGAGACCAUUGAUUUUACUCAGCUAUCUCGUCACAAAACCGCUCGAGGGUAACUAUAACACAUAUGUGAGCGAACUUAGCGGAAUGAAGGACAUUGAUCCCAGCGACUGGGAUCGCUGGUGUGAGUAUAUUCUCUACAAGAGAAUUCGUCGGGUUGGGUAUGCUAGAGUGAGCCGCGGCACUAUCACCGACACUGAACUCCAGGUUGGAAAAUUUGUCGUCGGUCAACCGGAGGGAACGAGUCAGCGUAUUUCUGAGGAGCAGAUGCCCGUUGGGAUGCGUUUCCCAGCUCUGUUCCGUGGCAACGGCGUCCGUGGACAUCGGUAUCAUGUUUUUGAUGAACCAAGAUACUAUAACUAA